Messenger RNA from Echinostoma caproni, 222 nucleotides. Lineage: Eukaryota; Metazoa; Platyhelminthes; Trematoda; Plagiorchiida; Echinostomatidae. The record is from the annotation of a GenBank genome assembly.
AUGCAAAUUGUUGUUCACUUUCUCACCCGACCAACAUUCCGAAUGACCGUGUCCCCGGACGAAUCGAUCAAGAGUGUGAAGAACAAAAUUCAGAAUCAUAUGAACGUGUUCCCCAACGUAAUGACCCUGUGUCACAUAGAUCGGAAUUUGGACGAACAGCUCACCCUGGCUCAGUAUCGGAUCCCGGAUGGGGCGCAUAUCCGGUGCAAAUGUAGCAUGUGA